Messenger RNA from Lolium perenne, 1665 nucleotides. RefSeq lists its product as uncharacterized. The record is from RefSeq and is a predicted model, not a curated record. Lineage: Eukaryota; Viridiplantae; Streptophyta; Magnoliopsida; Poales; Poaceae.
AUGGUGGAUCCUAGUGGAGUUGAAGCCAUGGUGGAUCCUAGUGGAGUUCAAGCCAUGCUGAAUCCUACUGGAGUUCAAGCCAUGGUGAAUCCAAGUGGAGACCAAGCUAAGGUUGAUCCGCGGCUAUCGUUUCUCCGUCGAUUCAGGAGCUCAAACAACACUGAGGAGAGUUCGUCUGUAAAAAUGGAUAAGAAUUGGAUGGAAGCUUCAAGGUCUUCAGAUGAGUAUGCAGCUGGAGUCUCCUUAUUCUUAAAAUUUGCUCUAAGAAAUGAAGAGAAAGACAGUAAGAUACUGUGUCCAUGCAAAAACUGUGGGAACAGGUUCUGGUAUGAUGUAGAAACUGUAAAUGAUCAUCUAAUCUGUACUGGUUUUAUGCCUGGAUAUAAAACCUGGUUGUUUCAUGGGGAACAAGCUGUUAACAAUGAUCUUGACACACAAUCUAGCUCUCCAGAAGAUGAUAGUAAUGCUAGAGAUGAGAUUGACCAGCUACUGUUAGAUGGGUUUGACAUGUUCAAUAGAAGUUCAUUGCAUUCAGAAAAAGAAGAAGGGAGUGAAGAUGAUAGUGAAGAUGAAGAUGUCGAAUCAUACAGGAGGUUAGUCAAUGAUGGUGGCCAGCAGUUGUACCCAGGAUGCAAGAAGUUUUCUAAACUGCAGUUUCUAGUAAGAUUGCUCAAUAUUAAAAAUGUCAGGGGAAUGACAAAUGCUGCAUUUGAAGAUAUGCUGACACUGUUCAGGGAAGCACUACCUGAAGGACAUUCUCUGCCUAAGAAAUUUCAUGAAGCAAAGCAGUACAUCAGAGGAGUUGGUCUUGCAUAUGAUACUUAUGAUGCCUGUUUGAUUGACUGCAUAAUUUUCAGAGGCAUCCAUGCCAAGGCCAAUGUCUGCCCAGUUUGCAAAACAAGCAGGUGGAAGACUGUAAGAAGUGUAGUAGGUGGGAAGAGAAUCAGUAGGGUGGCAAUGAAAGUUAUCAGGCAUUUCCCAUUGAACAAAAGAGUCAGGAGGUUGUUUAUAUCUAACAAAACAGCAUCUCUGAUGAGUUGGCACAAUGAUGGGAGAACCAAAGAUGAAGUAAUGAGGCAUCCAGCUGAUUCACCUGCUUGGAAGAACUUUGACAGCAGGUACAGGUCGUUCAGCAAAGAACCAAGGAACAUCAGAUUUGGAUUAGCUACAGAUGGAUUCAACCCUUUCAGGAAUAUGAACUUGUCUUACAGCAUCUGGCCUAUAAUUCUAAUCCCAUACAACUUCCCUCCUUGGAUUUGCAUGAAGGAGAACAACUUUAUCUUGUCUGUCAUUGUACCAGGAAGGAGAUCACCAGGUAAAGACAUUGAUGUAUACCUGCAACUAGUAAUUGAUGAGCUACAGGAGUUGUGGCACCAUGGAGUUCUGGUAUAUGAUUCUCAUUUUGGUAAAAAGUUUAGAGUCUAUGCUGCACUACUCUGGACCAUCAGUGAUUGGCUGGGCCGUGGAAUAUUGAGUGGUGAAAGCAUUGUUGUCUGUUCUCAUAGCCUCUUAGGAACUUGUUCUAGAAGGUUGAAGCAUGGACACAAAGCAUGUUUUCUAGGUCACAGAAGGUUCUUGUCAAUGAAUCAUCCAUUCGAAGUGAUGAGGAAUCUUUUGAUGGGACAAGCUGAUUUCGGGGAACCUCCGAGUGCAGCCUACAGGUGA